GCUAAGCAGAACUCCUCUUUCACUGCUUUCCAGCGAGUCCUAGCAGCAAUGGACUUUUUUCUUUCAUUCCAAAUAACUUCUACCACCGCAAUUUUGGGCUUUUCAAUCGUUCUCUACUGUUUGUUAUGGAUAUCAAGAAAUUUCAUAAGAAAAGGAAGCAAGAAGAAAGGAGCACCAGAGGCUGGUGGAGCGUGGCCUGUGCUUGGCCAUCUACAUCUCUUAGGAGGUCCACAACCGCCUCACAGAGUGUUAGCCGACAUGGCUGAUAAGUAUGGACCAAUCUUCACUAUCAAGAUGGGCGUGUAUCGAGCUUUAGUGGUGAGUAAUUGGGAGAUUGCUAAAGAAUGUCUCACUACCCAUGAUAAAGUCUUUGCCAAUCGUCCAAAAACAAUGGCCUCCGAGCUGUUAACUUACAAUUUUUCCAUGUUUGGUUUCAGCCCAUAUGGCCCCUAUUGGCGCCAGAUUCGCAAGAUUGCGACACUUGAGCUUCUCUCAACCCACCGGCUUGAGAAACUUAGAAAUGUACGAGAAUCCGAGGUGAAAACUUCUUUAAAAGAGUUAUAUGAGGUAUGGGUUGAGAAGAAAUAUGGUAGUGGGAAUAAGGUGUUGGUGGAUAUGAAAAGAUGGUUCGGAGACGUAACCCUUAACGUGAUUUUGAGAAUAUUGGUUGGAGAGCGAUGCAGUUUGCGAGAGGGUAAAGAGAGUAAUAGAUGGAAAGAGGAAUUAACCAACUUUUUCGCCUUGAGUGGUAAGUUUGUUGUGUCAGAUGCGUUACCAUAUCUGAAGUGGUUGGAUAUAGGAGGAGACAAGAAGUCAAUGAAGAAGACAGCAAAAGAAUUAGACAUUGUUAUUCAAGAAUGGCUAGAAGAGCACAAGAGAAAAGUGAAGGGACAUCAAGAAGACUUCAUGGAUGUGAUGAUGUCCAUUCUGGAUGAUCCAGAGUUGUUUCCAGGUCGUGAUGCUGAUACUGUCAACAAAGCUACAUGUCUGGCUCUCAUAUUGGCGGCCGCAGACACUUCAACAGUUACAUUGACGUGGGCUCUCUCUUUACUUCUCAACAACCCUGAUGUCCUAAAGAAAGCCCAGAAUGAAUUAGACAUUCAGAUUGGAAAAGAAAGGCAAGUGAGAGAGUCAGACAUAAAAAAUUUAACUUAUCUCCAGGCCAUCCUGAAGGAAACCAUGCGUCUAUACCCUGCUGGUCCACUUGCACUUCCACAUGAAUCUACGGAAGAUUGCACCGUUCUUGAGUACCAUGUACCGGCGGGCACACGGCUCUUUAUUAAUCUUUGGAAGAUUCAUCGUGAUCCUCGUGUUUGGUUGGACCCUUGUAAGUUUCAGCCAGAAAGAUUUCUUACGACCCAUAAGGAUUUUGAUGUGAGGGGCCAGAGUUUUGAAUACAUGCCGUUUAGUAGCGGCAGAAGAAUGUGCCCUGGAGUGUCGUUUGGCCUUCAAGUUAUGCAACUUACACUUGCUUCUUUGCUGCAUGGGUUUGAAUUUUCAACCCCGUUUGAUGAACCUGUUGACAUGAAAGAAGGGAUAGGAAUGACUCUUGUUAAAAUCGCUCCACUUGAACUUCUUCUCACUCCACGACUUUCUCCUUCUUUAUAUGCUUAAAUUGAUUUAAUUCAGUGAUAAUUGAUGUAUACUCUUUUAUAUUUUUUAUUGAUCAA
This is a messenger RNA of Pistacia vera, 1670 nucleotides long. RefSeq names its product cytochrome P450 CYP82D47-like. The record is from RefSeq and is a predicted model, not a curated record. Gene Ontology annotation, biological process: defense response to other organism. The coding region runs from base 49 to 1614 and encodes 521 amino acids. NCBI's taxonomy places the organism in Eukaryota, Viridiplantae, Streptophyta, Magnoliopsida, Sapindales, Anacardiaceae. The transcript is spliced from 2 exons. Gene Ontology annotation, molecular function: heme binding; oxidoreductase activity, acting on paired donors, with incorporation or reduction of molecular oxygen; iron ion binding.